AUGCCUCCACGAAGAGCAGUCAGAGGUCGUCUAGCUUUGAGGAGUGUUGAGGAACAAGAGUUACCAAAUGCCCUAGAAGUUCAAACCCAAGAAGAGAUCAACCAUGCUGAUUUCCGUGAAGCUAUUUGGAUGUUAAGUGAAGUUGCGACCUAUCAUGUUGGGCAGAGAGAUAAUCGACACAAAGUGGUUGAUACUUCAAGGAUUCGUGAGCUUUUAAGGAUGAACCCACCAAGAUUCAUAGGUUCAAGUGUCAUUGAGGAUCCGAAGAACUUCAUUGAGGAGCUGAAAAGGCUAUUUGAUGUGAUGCAUAUGGUUGCUGACAUGAGGAGCAGGGUGAGUUUAUAUGUUGCUAGGUUGUCUCGUCAGUCAAGCAAGGAAGGCAAGGCAGCUAUGCUGAUAGGGGAUAUUGACCUAGCAAGAUUUAUGAUUCAUGUACAACAAGUUGAGGAGGAUAAGCUGAAGGAUAAAGAAGAGUUUAAGAAUAAGAGGGCUAAGACAUCAGGGGACGAGUUCAGGCAGCAAAAGAGUUAUGCCAACCGGUCAUCCCUCCCACAGAAAUAG
Molecule: messenger RNA, 561 nt
Organism: Solanum stenotomum
Lineage: Eukaryota; Viridiplantae; Streptophyta; Magnoliopsida; Solanales; Solanaceae
Exons: 2
Coding region: 1-561 (186 amino acids)
Source: RefSeq, a predicted model, not a curated record